AUGAGUGCAAAGAAACCCAAAAGCCCUGUGAGCAAAGGGAAAGGCAAAGGCAAAGAUAAGAAGAAUGAUUUAUCUUCAUCAUCAGAGGAAAAGAAAGAAAGCUCUGCACCAGGGAGAGAAACAGAAACAGAACACCCGGACUACAUCUGCCCUCUGGUUCUAACCUCGGCCACGCAGGAGCUGUUCGGCUGCCGAGCCAACGAGGACGUAACGGGUGAGAACCCCUACAAGCUGCUGAGGAAAGACGACAUCAUCCAGGACAUGAGAACCCGAGCGGCCGUGUCAGACUUCAGCCCCAUCAAACAGGCCGUGCUGGAUUAUCCAGAAGACGAGAUGCUGCUGGUGUUGGAUCGGGACUUCACCUACGGCCAGUGCUUUUACCUGGUGCUCACGGUGGAGGCUAAACAGAGCAUGCUGGCGCCCCCAGCAGUGACGGAGGAACAGAAGGAUGAAGGUGGAGAGGAGUUAGAGGAGGAGCAGAAGAGUCCUGAGCCCCGGCACUGGGUUUCACUGGGAAGCGAGAAAGAGAUCGAGGAGGAGUCGACUACACACACCAGAGACAAACUCCACUAUAAGAUAUCGCGGGUGAGACGAGAGUUUGGGGCUCCGGUGCACUUUUCUGACCUCAGCGCCGUGGAGACGAAGGGCGCCUACACCGAGUGCACUUCCUACCAGGACAAGAGCUUUAGCAUCACGAAACUGGAGCAGAACUGCGGGACUCAAGCCAUCGCUAACACCAAGAACUCAUCCUCACAGACCAUAUGGAAAUACCCAAAGAACAUGUGGACCCAGUACGAACCUCAAGAACUUAACGAGGAGGAGAAAGAAAACAUCCUGCAGUUGGAGAACCUGAAGAACUUCCUCAGCUCCAGCGCUGACAGGAUUGAAGUGGUCAUACAGCAGAACAGCAUGAUGGAUGUGUUUGUGGAUGAAGUGUGUGUGCUGGAAGAGGACAGUGUGUAUGAAGGGAAAGCCGACACACACCUGAAGGUGUACCAGACGUUCACCGAGCUGCGCUACAGCAAGAACAAAGUCAUCAGCUACAUCAGCUGGCAUCCCACUAUCAGCGGUGUCAUAGCAGUGGCAGUAACAGAGCAGCUCUCGUUUGAGGAGAGGAUAAACAACUCCACAAAACUGCUGCUGAAUCCAGCACUGAUCAUCUUCUGGAGCUUCUCCGACCCCAUCCACCCACAGUUGCUGUUGGAAUGUCCGGACGACGUGCUGUGCUUCCACUUCUGUCCCUCAGACACCAAUAUUAUCGUUGGAGGCUGCAUGAACGGCCAGGUGGUACUAUGGGAUAUCUCAGGCCAUGUGGACAGACUGCAGGGAACUCGCAGUGGAGUACGAACAAAAAUGACCAACACGAUGCAGUAUUUUGAGGAUAAGCAGCAGAGUGACACCCCUGUAGUGCGUUACUGUGGCAUGUCAGGAAUCGAGAGUGGACACAGAGGCCCCGUCACAGACGUGCAGUGGCUCCCGGACAGCUUUGAGGUCUCGAGGUUGGGGAUCCCGCUGGAAAAUAAGAGCCAGAUAUCAGUCCAGAUUGUUACCUGUUCUCCUGACGGUUGUGUGAUGUUCUGGGACCUGCGUGCUCCUUAUGUAGCGGCCCCGUCUCUGACCCACAAGAAGCACAAAGCUGAAGGGAAACAUCUAGAGAACCCUCACGGAGUUCCCAACACCUUCAAACACCUCGACCUCAGCUGGAAACCUCUGUUUAGAGUGACUCUACCUAAAAUAGACACCGCUGGUAAAUACAAUCCACUGAAGUUCAGUCUGAGAGACAGUGUGUGUUACACUGCUGCAGUGGACAGGCCGGACGUUCCUGCGUUCUCUGUCCUCCAAGUGCCCUCCAACAAAAACCUGUGCCAACUGGACACCAUCAGCACCAAAUUCUACGUCGGCACUGAGGAUGGAGAGCUGGUGUACACCGACUGGAAACUGGAGAAGGACAACGAGUCAGGACGACUCUCUAGUCCUAAGCCCACUCACAUCUCUCAGGUGCAUGACAGUCUGGUGAACACGGUUCUCCGUUCUCCGUUCUUUAAGGACAUUGUCCUGACUGUGGGUGGUUGGACCUUCGCCAUCUGGAAAGAGGGAGUUAUGAAGGGUCCACUCUUCCAAUCGCCAUGUUCCUUGAGUAAGCACACGGCCGGGUUCUGGUCUCUAACCCGGCCCGCUGUGUUCUUCAUCGGGAAAGAGGACGGCAGCCUGGAGGUGUGGAACCUGCUGGAGAAAACCCACAAGCCUGUACUGGACCAGAACAUCACCACGGCUCAGAUCUCCUGCAUCAAACCCUGGAUCGCCUCCUCAAAGCAGCACUUCUUGGCCGUGUCUGAUCACCUGGGCACGCUGCACAUCCUGGAGGUACCGUGGACACUCCGUCACCCGGCUCCUAACGAGGAGCAGAGCAUGAGCAGCUAUCUGGAGAGGGAGAUGGAGCAUCUGAUCUACUUUGAGAGGAGGCCGGAGGUGGGAGCGAGAGAGAGGAGCGUGAUGGAGGCCGAGGAGAAGAACAAGACGCUGAUGAGAAAUGUUUAUCUAGAUGACAUCAUGGAGAAGAUGGAGGAUAAUCAGAUGGAGGAGCUGCAGAAGGAGGUGCAGAAAGACUACGAGGAAUAUUUCACUCUGGAGAAACUCAUGAUGAAGAACUUGGGCCUCGUGAAGGAAACCCAGGACACAGAUAACGUCUGACCGCACACACACACACACACACAUUCAUAUAUAUUUAUUUUAUUGCUGUAGUUCAGUAAGAUGUUUUGUUGGUUUUUAAUUAAUAUAAAUUUUUUUAAUAAACUGGUGUUGUCUUGGUUUCUGA
This is a messenger RNA of Pangasianodon hypophthalmus (striped catfish), 2815 nucleotides long. RefSeq names its product dynein axonemal intermediate chain 3 (gene dnai3). NCBI's taxonomy places the organism in Eukaryota, Metazoa, Chordata, Actinopteri, Siluriformes, Pangasiidae. The coding region runs from base 1 to 2691 and encodes 896 amino acids. The transcript is spliced from 22 exons. Gene Ontology annotation, biological process: cilium movement involved in cell motility; inner dynein arm assembly. The record is from RefSeq and is a predicted model, not a curated record. Gene Ontology annotation, cellular component: inner dynein arm. Gene Ontology annotation, molecular function: dynein light chain binding; dynein heavy chain binding.